UGGAACGACACAUAACACUUGCUGCUCGAUAGGGAAGAUUUACACAUCUUUUUAGAAAGUAUGGUUGCAAUCUUUUUGCUUUCGACGGCAGAUACAAAUAAUUUGAGGGCUUUCGAGGCUUGGCGGCAAUAAUUCAUGCAUAUACGCGCCCUCUACUAGCGCGUUUCGUUCAACAGAAGGCCAUCGAGGCGAAAGCGAGUGACUGAAAAUCUGCCGGAAUGCACGGUACGGAAAAUUUCAAGGAAAACAUACACGAAGACUAUGACAUCGAAGAUGAACUUGGAAGGGGACAGUUCGCCGUGGUCCGUAAGAUAGUCGAGAAAGACACCGGCGAUGAAUUCGCGGCGAAAUAUGUGAGGAAAAAGCGGACGGCAGCCAGCCGCAAUGGCAUGACCAGGAACGACAUUAUACGCGAGAUAGAAAUUUUGCGCAUGGUAGAUAAUGAGAAGAUCAUAAAAGUACACGACGUAUAUGAAACUGAUAGGGAGAUUAUAUUGAUCAUGGAAUUGCUCCGCGGUGGUGAACUCUUUGAUUAUAUCUCGAAAAAGGACUAUUUGACCGAGGAGGAAGCCAUUGAUUUUACCCGGCAAAUUUUACAAGGCUUACAGCAUCUACACAGCCGGAAAGUGGUGCAUUUAGAUCUGAAGCCUGAAAAUAUUUUGUUAAAAAACACAAGAAGAAAAACCAUUAAACUGGUUGAUUUCGGUCUGGCUCGAGUCGUCAAUGAAAAUGAGCCUGUUCGAGAAAUCAUGGGAACUCCUGAAUUUGUAGCCCCUGAAGUGUUGAAUUAUGAUGCAAUCAGCACAGCAACUGAUAUGUGGGCCUUGGGAGUUAUUGCAUAUAUUCUGCUAAGUGGUGCAUCUCCAUUUUUGGGUGAAUGUACCCAGGAGACCUUCACAAAUAUCAUUCAAGUUGACUAUCAGUUUGACGAGGAAUAUUUCUCGGAGAUCAGCGAUGAGGCGAAAGACUUCAUUCGAAAACUUCUUGUGAAAAACCCAAGGAAACGAAUGACCGCCCACGACUGCUCCCGUCACCCUUGGGUUGAAGAGGAGGUUGUUGAUAAAAAGAAGAGGCAGAGAAGAAGAACGACCCAGAUUUGUACGUUCAACUUCAAACGAUUUGUCGCGAGAAAACGAUGGAAGAUGGCUUAUAACAAAAUCCGUGCAAUGAACUUGAUUGCAAAGAUGGGAAUCAGGCCUCCGCCAGGAUUCAUCACUGAAAUUCCCCCCAUGGUUGAAAAGAACGGUGAAAGUCCCAGCCCAGAGCCUCAACCUGUGGAGGAGAAACCAGCUCCACAUAAGGACCACAAGAAGAAAGAAUCUACGAUUCAUCGCAAGAAACAUAAGCAUCCAAGCUCUUCGAAAACUCCCGUCGAAAAAACCGAUUCCCUCACGUUGAAGACGAUGGACAUCGAUAUCGGCGAGGGACAAAAAGGGGAGCCUGAGCCCGAACCUGUUGACGAAAACGAGCCUCCGGAAGAAGUCGCUCCCAGUCCCAUGGUCGAAGAGCCGGUCAACACGGGCCCCCUGACGAAGCGGGAAAAAAGACGCCUUCGCGGUCAGCUGCGGACGGACGAGAUUGCGAAGUCGAAGAAAGUGAUCGACGCGAAGCAGGUUGAACGCCCGCCCGAUGACGCGGUAAACGGUAGCGAAACCGCUGAAAAUGCGCCCGCGAUGGACGUCGAUGAAACGCCGCCGCCCGCAGACGAGAAGCCAGCGGAGACGGUGACUAGCACGAUGCAAAUUGACCACAAGCCCGCUGCCAAGACGCCAAGUGGUGGGGUUUUGAAGAAGAGCAAGGCGACUCGAAUCCCAAGCACGGAAGAUCAUUAUUUUGUUACGCUCAAUGCAGCUCUGCUUCAGCAGGACGAUGCGUUUUAUUAUUCUGGUUUGCAGCCGACACGUCAGCAUGGGAUUCUCAAGCACUCCGGCGAAACGAAGAAAAACGUUUCCGAAGUGAAAAUGACCCCGUCCGAAAACUUACCCCAGGUUUUCAACGAUGUACCGAAAGAUUCCGAAAGCGUUCCGAAAGAUUCCAAUGGGUUGCUAAAAGGUGCCGAAGAGCCGCCGAAACCGGUCGCGAAUAGGAAAGUCUCCGAGUUCACCACGGUUGUCGAAGUUCUCAGCGGAGGAGGUAGACCGCCUAGCAGUGAUUACCCGGGCCAGGGGGGAAUGGUUGUCGGUCUUCAAUUAGACAAGACCGUCGCGCAUUCGUCCGAAAAAGUGACUGGUACCGACAAGAAAGCUGACGUGCCAAAGACCGAGAGCAAACCUGCUCAGCCCGAUUCCGAUCCUAAACGAAAACCCUCAGGAAAGGAGGGCACCGCCCCGCCUCUUAAGAAACCCCUCGCAAAAACGGAUAACACCUUGCAGACGAGAGAUUUCACACCUCCCCCGUGGCAGAGGAAAUCAAGCAGAGAGAAUCUCAAGCCAUCCUCACAACCCGUGUACGGUGUUUCGAAAAUCUCGCUCAACAGAAACCGUUUCGUGUCGGAUGACAAACAGCCCGCCUCGAAGUCCCCGACCAACGCGCCGGCGACACCGAAAUCUUCCAACGUUCUCGGAAAAAGCAAGCUUUUCGAAAAAGAAGCCAAUCAACCGGAACCCAAGAAAGCAGCCACAACGAAAUCCGAGCCAGAACUGAAAAACCUCGCAUGCGAGAUCAACUUGGACGAUAGCCCGGAGAAAAAUAGUGAAAGCAAACCUCGCUCCAAUAGCCAGGCAAGAGUUCGUUCCGACAGCAAGCCUAAGGUUCUCUCUGAUAAUGAAUCAAAAUCUCGCUCGAACAGCCAAUUGAAAGCGCAGUCAAAGACGCGUCCAGACAACGCGAAGAACGAAGAAAAUAAAGAAAGCAAGUUUACUGCGAACGCUUCAAGAUCACGGUCGGGAAGCCAAAGAAAGGACGACGGGAUUACGAAAGUUUCGAACGGCGAGAACGCUAAAAAAUCGAAAAAUAAUACGCCUCGAAGUACGGAAGAAGUUUCACCUUCCACCACUGUCCAGGUCUCCGCCGGGAAUGAAGAAGCGGAGCGGGAAACUGGGAAGGAGGUUAAGGAGCAGCUGUCUGGUUCGGCGACUCGCAGUUUGACUGAGGUUACGGUCAUGCCACGCGCUAAUUCGGAUGAAGAGAAAACAGGCGGUUUUGACAUUAUGCUUACUGUUGCCCCGCCGCCAACUGACGAGCCCUCGCAAGAACCACGCGCGGUGUCCUCGAUGAAAACGCGAUUCACAUCGACAUCGUCCUCGUCGUUGCCCGACCCGCGCUCGGGACUCGCCAACGGCAAGCUUACGUCAUUGAGUACCAACGAUAUGACGUCGCUUUCAACGAGGUACACGCCGCAGAAAAGGGACUUUUCGAAAUACCUCCAAAAUGAAUCAUCAAAAUCCAUCAAGACCACCGGAGUUCCUACAAAUACCAAAGCACCCGGGUGGCAGCUGAAGCGAAAUAACCCUCCGAAUACAACAACUACCCCUCCUAAAAUCACUGUUACCCCGAAAAGUCCCAGUACAGCCACGACUGUAUCGGUUUCACCCGCCGUAAAAUCCGCUACAGCAAAAGUUCAUAUGUCGAUUCCAAAAGGCAAAAAAACUGCCGUAAAUUCAACGGUGUACAUACCAACACGAUCCUUCGGCUUUACGACGAUGACCGGUAAUCAAACGGAACUUACCGCAAAACCUUCGGAACCCGAUGAUUCGACGAAGUUGAAUAACAAUGACGAAUCGAAACGUUGGUCCCAGUCUUCGUAUACGAGCGAUCGUUCGGGAAGUUCCGCUUCGUCCGACGACGUAGUCGCCGAGAACAACGAAAUAAACCGCACGAAUUCGAACGAAAAAAUUAGCAUAAAAGAUCCUGAAAUUUCGCGGCAAAUUGAAAAUCAUUCUGAGAAAUCGAGCCCAGUUACGCAACGAAAAUGGAAGGCGAAGCUCGUCCUUCCGGAAGAGUCCAAGAAAGUGCCUUCGGCGCAAGAUCGGGACACUCGGAUAUCGUCGACAAAUGCGCCUCGGAAGAAUAAAUUCUCUAACGUGCGAUCAAUGUGGGAAGGAAAAUAGGGUCUGGUAUCCUGCAAAAAAACGCGUGUGCUAAACACGGAAUUAUUUCAUUUGAAAUACGAACAAAGUUUGUAAAAUAUUAAGAAAAUCAAUUUAGCGGCAAAGUUUGAUAUACAUAUAUAAAUAUAUAUAUAUAAAUCGUAUUUUUAUAUGAAUUGUUAGGAGAUUUCCGCUAUUAUAAUUUAUAUUAAAUCUACUAUAAAGAAGGACGAGGACAAUUGCACAGACCAUUCUAUGAAUUUCACUUUGACGGACACAUGAAUGAUGAAUUAUCAGAAUCUUUGCUGUCAAUGUAUUUUGGAGUAGAAAGUUUUGGGUAUCAAUUAGAUUAUUUGC
Molecule: messenger RNA, 4385 nt
Organism: Dendronephthya gigantea
Lineage: Eukaryota; Metazoa; Cnidaria; Anthozoa; Malacalcyonacea; Nephtheidae
Product: striated muscle preferentially expressed protein kinase-like
Exons: 11
Coding region: 219-4049 (1276 amino acids)
Biological process (GO): intracellular signal transduction; protein phosphorylation; positive regulation of apoptotic process
Cellular component (GO): nucleus
Molecular function (GO): ATP binding; protein serine/threonine kinase activity
Source: RefSeq, a predicted model, not a curated record